AAGCCCCACACACCUCGCCUAUUGACACACGGAAAUUUGGUGUGUAAUUGCUUCCUGCAUCACGGUGCUCGGGUGACAGAAAAUAACACUUGGCUCGGAGGCGCUCACGUUGAACGGGGUUGUCCGGGGCGACUGUUUGAAGAGCGGGUCACCGAGCCAGGCGGGGCAGAGUGACCGGGAGAAGCGCUAACAAGUGCGGGAGGAGAAGUGCGGUCGACUCUUCCCCUGGGCUCCGCCUCGGCGCGAUAUAGGGGGCUCGUCCGGGUUCAUUCCCCCCACACCUGUGAUGUUUACUCGUGGCCAACUCGCUUUGUCGAGGAGGGAGAAGGGCGAAUAAAACCAGCAAUCUACUGCUUGUCAUUCCUGCAACAUUCAACUUUAACUUUUUUCCCCACCCCGCGAUCAAAUUAAGCAGCGUUUUUUUUUGUGUCUAUGUUUCUGGUAUUUAUUUUUAUUUUGUUUCCACUUUCAAGUGGCCUCUUGUAUCUCUGACAGUCAGAACAGUCCCAGACCUAGUUCCAGUCCCCGCAGCGCGUACCUUCCCCAAGCCGGGCUGACAGGGGUGCAAGGAUGGUGCUUUUCAGCGGCUCCCUGAAGGUGAAGAUCGGAGAGGCUGUGGAUCUGAAACCCACCCGCUGCGCUCUCCGGCACUCGAUAUCCAGCAAGAAUUACCAGUUGUUGGAUCCGUAUGUCAUGGUGAAAGUUGACAAUCGGAGGGUCGGGCAGACGGUCACCAAGCAGAAAACCAGCCGCCCCACGUUCAACGAGGACUUCAGCACUCGGAUAUGGAGAAGCAGCGAGAUCGAACUGACCGUCUUCCACGACACCCCUAUCGGGUACGAUGACUUCGUGGCCAACUGCACCUUACAGUUCGAGGAGUUACUGAAAACUGGCACGAAAACCUUCGAGGGCUGGGUUGAUUUGGAGCCUGAGGGCAAAAUUUAUAUCGUGAUAGACAUGAAGGAAGUGACUUGUGAAGAGCCUGAAGAACAAGUGAAGCACAAUGUACCUGAAAGGGCAUUCAAGGAACGCAUCGUUUCCAGGAAACGGCAAGGUGCGAUGCGGCGAAAGAUUCACCAGGUCAACAACCACAAGUUCAUGGCUACCUACCUGCGCCAGCCCACGUACUGCUCCCACUGCAGGGAAUUCAUCUGGGGAAUCUUUGGCAAACAAGGAUACCAAUGUCAAGUUUGUACAUGUGUGGUUCACAAACGCUGCCACCAGCUAAUUGUCACAGCAUGCCCCAGAAUAAAGAAGGAGAUGAAAGCAGAGGUAUGUGAACAAAGAUUCAGCAUCAAUGUGCAUCACCAGUUCCACGUCCACAACUACAAGAAGCCAACCUUCUGUGACCAUUGUGGCUCUCUGCUCUAUGGACUAAUGGGGCAAGGGAAACAAUGUAAAGUUUGCAAAAUGAACAUUCACAUUCGCUGCGAGAACAACGUGGCUCCAGGCUGCGGAGUGAACUCUGUGGAGCUGGCCAGGAAGCUGGCAGAGAUGGGGCUCAGUGCGGGGAGCAUAGCGACUCUGAAGAGGAGACAGACGGGGCAAAGUUACAAAAACCACAAAGAAGACGAGACGCCUGGAGACAUACCUGACAGCAAUGACAAGGAGAGCCAGCGAACGGAACGCAAAUUAAGCAUUGACGAUUUUACCUUCAUCAGUGUCCUAGGGAAAGGCAGCUUUGGGAAGGUAAUGCUGGCAGAGUUCAAAAGCACAGAAGAUGUGUACGCUGUGAAAAUACUGAAGAAAGACAUGAUCCUCCAGGAUGAUGAUGUGGAGUGCACGAUGAUCGAGAAACGGAUCCUGUCGCUGGCCAAAAACCAUCCAUACCUCACACAGAUCUUCUGCUGUUUCCAAACUCCGGACCGGCUAUUUUUUGUGAUGGAGUAUGUAAACGGGGGAGACUUAAUGUUCCAGAUUCAACAAGUACGGAAAUUCGAUGAAAAGCGCGCCCAGUUCUACGCUGCCGAAAUUACCUCAGCACUCAUUUUUCUGCACAAUAAGAAAGUUAUAUACAGAGAUUUGAAACUGGAUAAUGUCCUGUUAGAUUCGGAGGGUCAUUGUAAGCUGGCUGAUUUUGGAAUGUGCAAGGAGGGAAUCUAUAGUAAUUACACAACUUGUACGUUCUGCGGCACACCUGACUACAUUGCACCAGAGAUUUUACAGGAGUUGCAGUACGGCUCAUCUGUGGACUGGUGGGCACUCGGGGUCCUGCUCUAUGAGAUGAUGUGUGGUCAGCCCCCAUUUGAAGCUGAAAAUGAAGAUGAUCUGUUUGAAUCUAUCCUGAAUGACGAGGUCCUUUACCCAGCCUGGCUGAGUGAACGAGCAAUGGCCAUCCUGAAAGCAUUCAUGAUAAAAAUUCCAAGCAAGCGGCUGGGAUGUGUCGCAGCACAAGGUGGGGAGCAGGCGAUUUUGGACCAUCACUUCUUUGAAGGAAUCGAUUGGGAACUGCUUGAACAACGAAAAGUCAAGCCGCCUUUCAAACCCAGGAUUAAAACAAACAGGGAUGUAAACAACUUUGAUCGAGACUUCACUGCAGAGAAGCCUGUACUGACACCAAUUGAUGAGGCUCUUGUCCGAAUGAUCAAUCAAGAUGAAUUCAAUGGAUUUUCUUUUGUUGCUGAAGAUGCAUGUGCAUGAAAUAUGAAUUCAUCAGUCAGGGGACAGUUCUAGAGACCUGACAAGGACCAGCAUCGCAAAACCCACCACAAGCAAAUGGAUUGGUGGGACAGGAAGUUUAUACAGACAGUAUCAAUUAUUGAAAUGAGAACUGGCAUGCUGUUUAGAUUAUUUUUUUGUUUGUGCAACUUUGUGAAACUGAGUGGCUUUUGACUCAUUGUCCAUUAUCUUUCUACCAACCAGUCUUUUGAAUAACAGAACUGAGGGUCAUCAUGAAGCAAUCAUUUACAAAUAAGUAUUGUUACAAUGGAUCAUUAAUUUAUGCAUCCUUCAUUUGCACUUAGCUGUUUAGGUAUUUAAUUAGCUGUAUACCUAUCAACAGAAUCUGACAGUUGUUAAUAGUAAGCAGUUCUAGACUCCAUAAAAUAUAUUUGGUUCUUUGUCACAUAUGUCCUUAUGACAUAGAAGGAUAUCUUCAGGGAUCGCCAUGUUCAUUUACUGGGAUCAUGCAUGGGUGGGGAGGUACAUCCUGCAGACUAUUUUGUAUUGUACUCUGCUAACUGCUUGAAGUAGACAUCAUAAGAUUUUGAUGCACUGUGGAGGAAUUUAUCUGUGGAAUGAAGAGUAUGAAUUUUUUGUGUAUAUAGGUUGUAGCUGUUGGCAAAUAAAUGUUAAAAGGAAUGCAUAUAUUGUAUUUACAAAAGUUAAAAU
Messenger RNA from Amblyraja radiata (thorny skate), 3330 nucleotides. RefSeq names its product protein kinase C, eta, a (gene prkcha). Gene Ontology annotation, biological process: protein phosphorylation. The record is from RefSeq and is a predicted model, not a curated record. Bases 571 to 2640 code for a protein of 689 amino acids. The transcript has 14 exons. Gene Ontology annotation, molecular function: diacylglycerol-dependent serine/threonine kinase activity; ATP binding. NCBI's taxonomy places the organism in Eukaryota, Metazoa, Chordata, Chondrichthyes, Rajiformes, Rajidae.